GGCGGGCGGGCGCCGAGCGCGGCGCGGCGCGGCGCGGCGCAGGCGGGCGGGCCGGCAGGGGAUGCCGCUCGGGGCGCCGCGGUCCUCGUGCCAGUGAGCGCCUCGCGCCGCCGCAGCCAUGACGGUGGAGUUCGAGGAGUGUAUCAAGGACUCGCCGCGCUUCAGGGCAACUAUCGACGAGGUGGAAACGGACGUGGUUGAGAUCGAGGCCAAACUGGACAAGCUGGUGAAGCUGUGCAGCGGCGUGAUCGAGGCUGGCAAGGCCUACGUCACCACCAACAGGCUCUUCGUGAGUGGCGUCCGCGACCUGUCCCAGCAGUGCCAGGGCGACACCGUCAUCUCGGAAUGUUUGCAGAGGUUCGGAGACAGCCUGCAGGAGAUGGUCACCUACCACAUGAUCCUGUUUGACCAGGCCCAGAGGUCUGUGCGGCAGCAGCUCCACAACUUCGUCAAAGAAGACGUGCGCAAGUUCAAGGAGACUAAGAAGCAGUUCGACAGGGUCCGGGAGGACAUGGAGCUGUCCCUGGCGAGGAACGCGCAGGCCCCGAGGCACCGGCCGCAUGAGGCGGAGGAGGCCGCGGGUGCCCUGGUCCUCGCCCGGAAGUGCUUCCGCCACCUGGCGCUGGACUACGUGCUCCAGAUCAACGUUCUCCAGGCCAAGAAGAAGUUUGAGAUUUUGGAUUCUAUGCUGUCCUUCAUGCACGCCCAGUACAGCUUCUUCCAGCAGGGCUACAGCCUGCUGCACCAGCUGGACCCCUACAUGAAGAAGCUGGCGGCUGAGCUGGACCAGCUGGUGAUCGACUCGGCAGUGGAAAAGCGGGAGAUGGAGCGCAAGCACGCCGCCAUCCAGCAGCGGACGCUGCUGCAGGACUUCUCCUACGAUGAGCCCAAGGUGGAGUUUGACGUGGACGCUCCCAGUGGUGUGGUGAUGGAGGGCUACCUCUUCAAGAGAGCCAGCAACGCCUUCAAGACAUGGAACCGGCGCUGGUUCUCCAUCCAGAACAGCCAGCUGGUCUACCAGAAGAAGCUCAAGGACGUGCUGACCGUGGUGGUGGAUGACCUCCGGCUCUGCUCCGUGAAGCCCUGUGAGGACGUCGAGCGCAGGUUCUGCUUUGAGGUCGUGUCGCCCACCAAGAGCUGCAUGCUGCAGGCCGACUCGGAGAAGCUGCGGCAGGCGUGGGUUCAGGCUGUGCAAGCCAGCAUCGCGUCCGCCUACCGGGAGAGCCCCGACAGCUGCUACCGUGAGAGGCUGGACCGCACGGCGUCCCCGUCCACAAGCAGCAUCGACUCUGCCACGGACUCUCGGGAACGCAGCGUCAAGGGCGAGAGCGUGCUGCAGCGCAUGCAGCACGUGGCGGGGAACAGCCAGUGCGGCGACUGCGGGCGGCCGGACCCGCGCUGGGCCAGCAUCAACCUGGGCGUGCUGCUCUGCAUCGAGUGCUCGGGCAUCCACAGGAGCCUGGGCGUCCACUGUUCCAAGGUGCGGUCCCUGACCCUGGACUCGUGGGAACCGGAGCUGCUGAAGCUGAUGUGUGAGCUGGGAAACAGCACUGUGAACCAGAUCUACGAGGCCCAGUGCGCAGGGCCAGGCAGCAGGAAGCCCACGGCCAGCAGCCCCAGGCAGGACAAGGAGGCUUGGAUCAAGGACAAAUACGUGGAAAAGAAGUUCGUGCGGAAGCCGCCCUCGGCACCGGCCCGGGAGGCCCCACGGCGCUGGCGGGCGCAGAAGUGCCCACGCCACCACAGCUCCCCCCGUGCCCGCACCACCCGCCGCAGCAAGAUCCGGAUGGAGCCCGUCCCGCCCUCUGUGGCUGCUCUGUGCUCAGGCUCCACAGAGCCCAGGUUCCGCAGGGACUCCCUCUUCUGCCCGGAUGAGCUGGACUCCCUCUUCUCCUACUUCGACGCGGGGGCUGCUGCAGCCGGUCCACGCAGUCUGAGCAGCGACAGCGGCUUAGGGGGCAGCUCCGACGGCAGCUCGGAUGUCCUGGCCUUCGGCGUGGGCUCCGUGGUGGACCGCGUCACUGAGGAGGAGGGUGCCGAGUCGGAGGAGUCCAGCGGCGAGGCAGAUGGAGAGGCGGAGGCCUGGGGCCUGGCGGACGUGCGCGAGCUGCACCCCGGGCUACUGGCGCAUCGAGCGGCGCGCACUAGAGACCUCCCUGCACUGGCCGCGGCUCUGGCGCAAGGAGCCGAGGUCAACUGGGCUGACGCGGAGGACGAGGGCAAGACGCCGCUGGUGCAGGCCGUGCUGGGGGGUUCCUUGAUCAUCUGUGAAUUCCUCCUGCAAAACGGAGCGGAUGUGAACCAAAGAGACAGCCGGGGUCGGGCGCCCCUGCACCAUGCCACGCUCCUGGGCCGCACCGGCCAGGUCUGCCUGUUCUUGAAGCGGGGGGCGGACCAGCAUGCCUUGGACCACACGCAGCAGGACCCACUGAGCAUUGCGGUGCAGGAGGCGAAUGCAGACAUCGUCACGCUUCUCCGUCUGGCGCGCAUGGCCGAGGAGAUGCGUGAGGCCGAGGCGCCUGCUGGCCAGCCGGGGCCCCUGGCUGGCAGCAGCCCCACCGAGCUCCAGUACCGCAGGUGCAUCCAGGAGUUCAUCAGCCUCCACCUGGAUGAGAGCUAGGGUGGCAGGGCCUUGGCGGGACCCCCACCAGCCCAUUUCCUGAGAGCCCCGGAGCUCCUGGAGCCCUGCUGCCUGCUCUGCCCCCCUCGGAGCUGCCCUGACCCCCACGGCCCGGAGCAGGACCCCAGCACUGAGUCUUCUGAAGCUCCAUGUCUCCCCUGGGAGGUGCUGCAUCACCCCACCCAGGGACCCUGUGUCUUCGGGUGACCCCUCCCUAGGGGGCCUGGGUUGGCUCGUGUCACAAACCACUCUCAAGGCCCCACAUCACCUCGUGCCCCUCUCUGCUCCCCCAGGCCCGUGUCACCUCAUGCCCCUCUAUCCCUGGGGCCCAUGCUGCUUGGUGCCCCACUCUGCCCUCAGGGCCUGUGUCACCUUGUGCCCCCACUUUACUGCCCAAGAACACUGACCUGCUAGUAGGGGCCCUCCCACAUCCCCAGAACCUCUCCACUAGGCCCUGGGGCUGGUGGCUGGCCACCAGCACGUGGCGAGGGCAGAAGGGGCCGCCCAUCCAGGGAAUCAACCCGCGUACCUCACUUAGCGACCCCAGCAUCCAGGCUGGGCUUCUUGGGUGCUUGGGGGGCUCUGGCCUGGGGCCUUAGCCCUGGCUGGGUGCGGAUGUCCCGAGGCCGUGUGGCUGGCCAUGCAGGCCCUCGUGCCCCGUAGCCCCACCCAUCCCCCCCUUUUCCCACAGCGGGUGGCAGGGGUGUGGCUCUUCCCACCCCUGCAUCCGACAUCCUUUGUCACGGACUGAGAGGUUUUCUACAAUGAUCUCCUUCUCACUUUGUCUCACAUCUUUUCUCUGGACUCAAGGACCACUUUGACCCCCAGCUCUGCCUGCUGCUAGGGGAGGCGCCUGCAGCUCAGCCCUGCCCCCUCGCCAGCCUUCCCCCACCACCACCUCCGGCUAGACCCAUGGGGCCUCGGCUCACUCCCCAGGGCCCUCUGAUGCCUUCUGCAUUCCCCUUCCCAGAGCCCUGGGGCACCGGCUGGGCCUCUCCCCAACUCGGGCCCUCGGCCAGGCCAAGGCCAGUUGGUUGCUCACUAUGCAAAGACUGCCCAGGGAGGCCCCAUGGGCAGCAAGGUGGGUGCGGACUGGGCUCCCAGCUCCCUCUCCUGCUGGCUGUGACCCCUAGAGAGCAGAAUCAAUGCCUUCCUCUCUCCCUGCUUGAGCUCUGCCCCCGCCUCCCGCCCCACUGCCUGCAUCAGGGCCUUUGCUGCGGCCUCGGCUGGCUGGCGGGACCCGCCUCCGUUCCAGAUCACAGUUAAUAAACGGCCGCCUGCACCUGC
Messenger RNA from Orcinus orca (killer whale), 3907 nucleotides. It is a transcript of the gene ACAP3, whose product is annotated as ArfGAP with coiled-coil, ankyrin repeat and PH domains 3. Gene Ontology annotation, cellular component: cytoplasm. The coding region runs from base 119 to 2620 and encodes 833 amino acids. The record is from RefSeq and is a predicted model, not a curated record. Lineage: Eukaryota; Metazoa; Chordata; Mammalia; Artiodactyla; Delphinidae. The transcript has 24 exons. Gene Ontology annotation, molecular function: GTPase activator activity; protein binding.